Messenger RNA from Phymastichus coffea, 2792 nucleotides. RefSeq lists its product as uncharacterized. NCBI's taxonomy places the organism in Eukaryota, Metazoa, Arthropoda, Insecta, Hymenoptera, Eulophidae. The transcript is spliced from 8 exons. The coding region runs from base 316 to 2307 and encodes 663 amino acids. The record is from RefSeq and is a predicted model, not a curated record.
GUCCACAAAGCGCGCGCGACAGUGACGAGAAGAGAAAACAAGCAGUGGGAAUUCUCUGCGCUCUCGUCGCACGGUGAGCGGGCACUUCAGUCGCCGAUUCGACAGAGACUCUCUCACCUUGCGCAGAGUCUAUCUAUUCCUCGACUUCUCGCGCGCCGGUCACUGGCCCGAUAUUAUACAUUAUAAUAUUCGUAUUGGCAACAGAACCUGCCUGGUAAGAACAGCACACGUGCAGCUUCGAACAGCUGACUCGCUGCAUUUUGACACGUGCAAAAGGCGGAGCUACGAUAAAAAGGGAAAAUCUCGACAGCGAGGAUGGGUCGGAGACUGCUCGCGAGUUUACUACUGCUCGCAGCGAGCAGCAGCAUGGUCAACGGCAGAAAGCCAGCGAAGGAGUUCUCCGCUGUAGACAUGCUGCGCAAGCAGAUAAUGGAGCUGGACGAUCCGCGAGACGAACCGGCGCGCUCGUUCAGGACGUCCUCGGGGGAGGAGCGCAGUGACAGCAAGGAGCAGUUGCUCGUCGCGGCGAUUCGCAAGUACAAGCGCGUGGGCGAUCGAAUAGAGCGCGAGUUCGCCACCGAUCACGAGCAGUACCUCGAAGUGCUCAACACGCUGUGGCUAUGGGCGAGGACGCAGUCGGAAUUGCGUACCAUCGAGAGCAUUUACAUUACGUAUCGGCGGAUGCAGGAUGACCUGGUGAAUCGAGCCGAGCCGCUGGACGCGAGGCAGUGGUCGAACUUCGCGAAAACCGUGCUGAGCGACGCGCACCUGUCCAUACCCGCGGCCAUCGAGCGCACCAGCGAUUUCAUCGUCAAUCAGCGGCUAUUCCUCGCGGCGAAUCAGGAAGCGUCGACGCAGAUAUGCAACAAUCAGCAGUCCCCGCAGCAGCUGCUCUACAACCUCUACAGCACAAUCGCCCUCACCGAAAUCAAGGGAUACACGAUGAUGCAGUUCUCCUGGACGAUACUCAAGCUCUACAACAUCGGCAAUUUCACCGAGGAAAUGGAACAAUUAAAGCAACAGUACGCAAUCAGAACGUCCGAAACUUUGAGAGCCGUGAAGACUGCGAUGGUCUUUGCCCCUCGUGAGAUUUGGAAGUGCGACCCCGCCAAGCACAGGAUGGAUGUGACCUACACGGAACUGAAGCAGGUGUUCCAAGGAUACCUCGUCAAUGAGGUGGACAUGAAUCCUCAGUCGACCUGCAAAGAGAACUGUGUCUACUACAGCUACUCAAAAGUCUACGGGUGCUAUCAGAAUCAAUUCUGUGCCACGCAAAAGCGCUGUAACGGCAAGCUGAUCAACUGCCAGUACGUCGACUCGGAUAUGUGGGUCUGCCCAUCGGAGAAGAGCAGCACCCGCCGUUACGAGUACAUUGAGUACGAAAACGGACAAAUGUACGGGCAGAAGGGUACCUGCUCACGAGGUACCACCAAGGUCGAUAGCUGGUGGCGCUGGCUGUUCUGGCACUGCAGCUACUGCAUGUGCUUCUGCGAUGACCACAAUUCCAGCUCGGACCGCUACUUCAAUUUGCGCGACGUCAUCUCCGACAUCGACAAUAACAAGGUCGUCACGGGAGUACAGAUGAAGAAGGAGAAUCAAAUUAUUCACAUUCAGAUUCAAGAGGGCACGUUGUUGCCGCGAGGAGCUAUCGACGCUCAAAGUGUCUCUUGGAAAAAGAUCGACAACUACACCAUCAUUGAUCCGGAAGUUCGAGCUGGUAUUGACUACCACACAAUUAUGUGGGAAAAAAGAGCCGUCGAUCUUGAUGACCUUGAUGCACCACAAGAUCAUCUUCUCACAGGACUGAGAUUCCGAGUUAUUGGCGCUCACCUCAAUCUUGAGAUUCGCAUGACACCCUUCAAUUUCACCUCAGGUACUCUCUUCAAAGAGAUGAGCGUUUGGCACUCGUACGAUACGACCGAUGCUAGUGAGCUCUACGACCUCGACGGCGAAACUUACGUAGCUAAGAAAAGGACCGAAGUGAAAUUAAAUAAACCGGACGUGUCGACACGCUCGCAAGUUCAGUCGAUACCAGACUCGCAUACCAAUCAGUACAUCCAGUUUGGUCCGACUGAUUUGGAAAAGGACGCGGGACAAAGCACGAUACCGUUCAUCGACACUCAGCGCGUUGAACCCAAGCCUCCGGUGCCUAUCUCCGGCGCGGGUAUCUUCCACAAAGGACGUGGUGGUUACGGUGGCUUCCUUUCUCUCAAGCUCAUCACCUACAACUUUGAGCCACAAUUGCGCGCCGAACUUCCAUCUACACCACCGGUCAUUGCGAUGAGCAAUGAUGUUGACGCCAUGUGACAAGACACAACGAUAAUUAAAGUAAUCGACAAAACAUCCAAAGAACGCCAAUAAAAAACACGGUGCUCUAAGCCUCUACCAAUGAUCUAUACUCAAGCAUUUUGCGACUGCCCAUGCCUCCUCUCUCAGGACGCAAAUUAUAUAAUGUUAUUUGAUUAUUUCUGUUUCGAUGAAUAGAUCUUUUUUAGUUGGCUUUGUAAUCUAUAAGGCAAUUUACCUUGAUGAAACAAGAAAUUAGAAAAAUAUUUUCGUUUUUUUCUAUCGACAUUUCAUACAUAACUAUAUGCAUGACUUUAGUUCGUAAGUUGAGAUUUCGUUUUUUGCGUAAAACAUUUGAAUAUACUGUGAUUUUACUUUAUAAAAGAAAAAAAAUAUGUAUGUAAGCAAUGCCACUUUUACUUGGCGAAAACAUUAUUAUGUACGUUAUAUUUGUACUACCUUAAAUACAUUUUUUGUAGUAAGAACGAAUUAUUUACUUGUAUUUC